This is a messenger RNA of Hirundo rustica (Barn swallow), 3745 nucleotides long. RefSeq names its product prostaglandin E synthase (gene PTGES). Gene Ontology annotation, biological process: prostaglandin biosynthetic process. Lineage: Eukaryota; Metazoa; Chordata; Aves; Passeriformes; Hirundinidae. The record is from RefSeq and is a predicted model, not a curated record. Gene Ontology annotation, molecular function: prostaglandin-E synthase activity. The coding region runs from base 211 to 651 and encodes 146 amino acids. Gene Ontology annotation, cellular component: membrane. The transcript has 4 exons.
GGACGGGAAGCGCGGCCACGGAGGAGUGGGCUCCAGCACAGGGCUGGAUGCGGCUGAGGCAGGCGCUCACCUUCUUCCGAACUCCUCCUUCCACGGCUGGAGGGGUUCGCUCCGCGGCUGUUCCUGCCUCUCUCCUGCGGGGCUCUCCGGAAGCCCAAGAGCUCCUCUGGCUUUGGGUGCUGAGGUGACCGAGCAGCACGUUCUCUCAAAAUGAUGGAAAAUAAAGUGUUCCUGUCAUUCACGUUCUACAGCACGAUUUUGAUUUUAAAAAUGUAUGUUGUUGCCAUCAUCACGGGGCAAGUGAGACUCAGAAAGAAGGCGUUUGCAAACCCGGAGGAUGCUCUGCGCAAUGGGGGAUUGCAGUUCUGCCGCCAGGACCCUGACGUGGAGCGGUGCCGCAGAGCCCACCGCAAUGACAUGGAGAACAUCUUUCCCUUCCUCUUCCUUGGAGCCAUCUACUCCCUGCUGGAUCCCAGUCCCACGGUGGCCAGGAUCCAUUUCCUCAUCUUCUGCGUGGGACGGGUCAUCCACACCAUCGCCUACCUCCUGCGGCUCAGGGCACCCACACGCUCCGUGGCCUACAGCGUGGCCCAGCUGCCCUGCUUCUCCAUGGCCCUGCAGAUCCUCCUGGCCACCACCCCGUACUGGUAACACCCAGAGGGACCAAACCCCCUCAUCCUGACGCUGCUGGUCCCCCCUGCGAGUGGGAGAGUGUGUGUGAGUGUGUGUGUGUGUGUGUGUGUGUGUGUGUGUGUGUGUGUGUGUGAGGUGGCACCAGGGAGGUCACCUGCACCAUGAGGAUGUUCACUGCAGCCUCCAUGAAAUUCCACUGCCAUCGGAAUUUGUCAGAGAAGUCACCGGCGAGAAGGGACACGCAGGAAUGGAUGUGGAGGCAGGUUUCCCUCUCUCCUGCUGAGGAUGAGAGGUGGAAAGCACAUGGACUACCCCUCGAGGAAGGGGAAGGAAAGAUUUUUUUGUGUUUAAGACUGUGAUGGGGAAGACGUGCCUUUUCCUCCUGGUCAUCAAUAUCCCCUGAAUCAAGCAGGGAAAAUCAGGAGGGCCCCACAAGAUCUCUAAGUCAGCAGAUGUGGUUGGUAGCAGAGGUUAUAAAGCAGCCACCCUUCUCCUGCCCAGCCAUGUGCAUCUCUGGGAAUGUGAGUCCCUUAGGACUUCGUCCCUUAGGUUCCCCCUCCACCAGGGAGGACAGGAGGUAGGUUCCUUCCAGGCAGCAUAACAGGGAAGUCAAAAUCUCAGGGGUGAAGCUGCAAAGCCGUUGAAGCGUUCAGUGCUCCCAGUGCCACUUCAUCUCACGCCAUGGGACACAGCUCCUUGCCAGGAGCCUCACUGCAGGCAGAACCCUGCUAGAUCCUGGCAACUCCCAGCCAGCAGCACCUGGGGCUUUUCCAUCUCAGCCUCACCACAGCAAGAUGCAGAGCGACAUGCCUGGAGAAGCCAGAAGGAAUCCUGGACACAGAGCCUGAACCUUUGCUGGACACAAAGUUCUGGGACUUCUGGAAAGUCUAAAAUGCUGGCACAAAACAGGGGACUUGCAGACAGAGUUUUCUCCCAAAGGGCCGUCUAGUCCACAUGCCACUAAUACCUGAAAAUGGCCCCAGGGCAUCAGACUGAGUUUCUCCCCCCCUCUUUGUAGCCUUUCUCUGGGUGAAGAUUGGCCGUUGCUAUUUGGGAAAUGUGCCGUGAUCGCCUUAGGGGUGUUUUCUUUCAGCUGUUUCCUGCUGUCCCGCUGCUGCCACGCUGUUCACAGCCUGGACCAGCUGGUGCUUGCAGAAAGCUCUGGAAAUGAGCAGAGGGGCUUUGAAGGGAGUAUUGCUGCUCUGCAGUGUCACGUUGGAGAGAGGAGGCCGGGACCAGGUGCAUGGUGACAAAGGUGCAAUGGUAUUGCACGGUGGCAAAGGCACACACAGCUGUCCCCAGGUGCAAGGGGGUGCUCCCAGCUGCAGCAGAAAUGGAGCAUCCCUCUGGAGGAGAGGGCAGGAGGAAACCUCUGCUCUUCAGAGCCUCCUCCCUCCUCUGAGAGCAACACAGAAUUUGAAUAACAUCACAGGGGCAAGCCAGAAUGAGGAGAAAAUAGUUUCCCCUUCCACCUGUCCUGUGCACUAAGGCUGUGCCCUCAGCUCUGCUCUCCUCAGAGAGACCUCACUGAGCACUGGGGGCACACCUGCUCAGACUGAUGUUUAGCCUUGCUCAGCUCAGGUAGAAGUUUCUCUACCAGUAGCUCCAUCCCAGUGCAGUUGUGGCCUCAGGCUGAGCCGUGUGGUGAAGUUUGGAGUGGAAUUCUUUGCUCUCCCACUGCGAGGAAGGUGGGCAGGAUUGCACGUUCAGCAGUUCACUCUUGGCCACUUCUCCUCCACGCAGAUGUCUGGGUAACACAGACCCCUCUUAACAAGUCUUUUCUGCCUCACAUGGUGCACAAGGUCUUGAACUCCUGUAUGUUUCUCUGCUGCUGCACAUGCAUCCUGGUGGCAGGAAGCAAAUAUUCCCAAUAAAAACAAAUCAUUGUGCUCUGAUACAUCCUUCCUUCGGGAGCAGCAGAUGCAGCUGGGCAGCAGCUGGGUCCAGCCCCAGCAGGAUGUUAAACCCCACUGUAGAGCCUGGAGUGUCCUGGGACUUCUAAAGAGGCAUCCUUUUCCUCUGCACUCACCUGCCCUGCAGAGGAACCUCUUUUCUAGGUGUGCAUUAUUUGUGCUGAUCCUUUAAAUUCAGCAGAGCUGGGGAUUACGAGCAGUCCUGCUCAGUUUUCCUUCCCUGAGUAGCAAGCUGUUACAAAGCCUGGUGUUCACCCAAAAAUCCUGGAGGGCUGGAGAAGCUCAGGUAAGAUGUGGUUGCUUUUGUUCCUGUUCUUAGGACUUGUAAAGGAGCUGCUUGUAUUUUCCAAGAUAAGUAGUCCCCUUUUUUUGCACUAAGUUGCUGAGAAACAAGUGCUUCAUUUCUCUGUUUUCCCCGUAUUUUCCUAAGUUGUUGGUGGCUGGGAGGUGUUGCCCUGUCAGUGUAUGUGUUAGUUUCAUAAAAUGGCUCCACUCGGUUGUUUUCAUUCCCUGUUUGUUUUCAAAUGGGGAAGGCAGUGGUUUUAUAAAAUGGACUCUCUCCAGUACACGUUGCUGUGGUUGGAGAUGUGGCUGGGAUGGAGAUUUUGGCAUGAGAAGGAAGAAAGGAGGCUACAGAACCCCCGUCCAACCCCCAGACCUGCCAGCUGCUUCAGCCUCUUCUCGGCUGCCUGUCCAGUGCCUGAGGCUGAUGCCCUGCUCAGGGAAGCUGAGGUUACAUGCAAAGCUCUACUUUCUUCCUUUUAUAAGAAAAAAAAAAAAUAAACUCUGCUUACUGGCUGCAGGGGAAAGCUUGGGAACGUGAACUCGUGGCUCAAAAGAAAACAAACAUGAAAAGCCUACAAGGCAAACUUGAGAGAGGCCCAAGCAUUGCACUUAUUUUGAAGCGUUGUGGAAGUUUAGGGGAAGCAGGACUGGGCUGGGCUGGGUUGCUUGGGCAGCACCAGUCCCAUCAGGGCUCUCCUGGGACUGGGUGGUCAGAGCCACUGGCUCUCUCCUGGACACUGCCAGUGUUUGCUGCAUGUGGGGGGCAUCCCUGCCUUUUCCCACUUACUUAAAGCCCAGAGCUCCCAAAUUCCUGCUCUGGCAUCAGUAUGGGCAAAGGAUGUGCCCAGUGUCUCCUACUGCUUCAGAGAGCAAGGACAGUGGCUGCACCCAGCAGUCUCUGGGGUUUGGUGUGU